Messenger RNA from Grus americana (Whooping crane), 1135 nucleotides. RefSeq names its product dual oxidase maturation factor 1 (gene DUOXA1). The record is from RefSeq and is a predicted model, not a curated record. The transcript has 7 exons. Gene Ontology annotation, biological process: protein transport. Gene Ontology annotation, cellular component: endoplasmic reticulum membrane. Bases 152 to 1135 code for a protein of 327 amino acids. Lineage: Eukaryota; Metazoa; Chordata; Aves; Gruiformes; Gruidae.
UAGAACCGUGACACGUCGGGCUGGGUUCUCGCCCGCAGCCCGGGGAGGCAGCGCAGGCAGGGAGGCACAGCACCAUCCUGACGCACGCCACAGCUCUGCACAGCAGCCAGCCCUUGGGAUCAGCCGCAGAGGAGCUGUCCCAGGCAGCAGGAUGACGCUGUGGAAUGGAUCCUUCCCCUUCUACCCCGGCACCAAUGCGUGCUUCCCCUUCGACAUCAAAUGGGCCAUCAUCAUCUCCGUCUUCCUCUCCGUGUUGGCUACUUUCAUCAUCAUCCUGCCAGGGAUCCGGGGUAGGGGGCGACUCUUCUGGUUCUUGCGGGUGGUGAUGGGCCUCUUCGUGGGAGCGGUGGUCCUCACCAUACAGUUCACCAGGGACUGGGAGACCGGCUGGGUGAAGGCAAACACCUCCUACAAGUCCUUCAGCCGUGCCAUGGUGAACGCGAACAUCGGGCUGCACAUUGGCCUUGCAGGGGUGAACGUCACACUGGUGGGAAACCCAGUGAAUCAGAUCAAUGAGACCAUCAACUACAAUGAGCAUUUUGCCUGGAGCUUCGAUGCAGACUAUGACCACAGCUAUGGUGAAGGCCUGGAGAAGGGGCUGCCCAGCCCCAUCCUCUAUGUGGCGGAGAAGUUCACCACGCAAAGCCCCUGUGGCGUGCACAGGCAGUACCGCAUCUCUGGCCACUACGCGUCCCUCACGCUGUGGAUGGCCUUUUGCACAUGGCUCAUUUCCAUCCUAUUGUUCUCCAUGCCCAUCCUGCUCUACGGUGGCUACAUGCUCCUGCUCACUGCCGCGCUGAUGCUCUUCUCGCUGCUCUUCUUCUUCACUGCGAGGAACACUCCGAAGUGUCCCAUCCAGUUUGGCCCAGCUUCCCUGAAAACAGACUAUGGUGGAUCCUUUUGGCUGACAUUAGCGACAGGGCUGCUGUGCCUGCUGCUGGGGUUGAGUGUCAUCAUCCUGAACUCUGUGCAGCCACAGAAGCUGAAGCUCGUCUUUAACCUGGACGAGGGAAAGCGAAAAGAAGAGGAGGGGCAGGACAAGUCCUACCUGCCAGUUGAGCCCAGCUCCUCUGUGCAGGACGUGCUGAUGGUCCCCCUGGGUGAGCUUUGCGAGGUGACAGCCACCCAGCUGUAA